This is a messenger RNA of Echinococcus granulosus, 681 nucleotides long. RefSeq lists its product as hypothetical. The record is from RefSeq and is a predicted model, not a curated record. The transcript is spliced from 7 exons. Bases 1 to 681 code for a protein of 226 amino acids. NCBI's taxonomy places the organism in Eukaryota, Metazoa, Platyhelminthes, Cestoda, Cyclophyllidea, Taeniidae.
AUGUUAUAUACAGCCUACGCCGAUCCUCCAAAACUUCGCACGUGUGUGACAGCCUUCUUAGAUACGCUAAAAGUGAUAAUAAGGAAAAUUGAUUCAAUUAAUGAGUGUGCUAAUCACAAAGCCAAAAUGUCAAAUCAAACUGGCGACAUUUUUCAAAGCAUUCUAAAAACAUUUCAAAAUAAAGCAAAAUUAUCCUGCAUAAUUUUUGUACAUUUUGCUUUAUUUCGCUUAUCAUUGCCCAAUGUCGUAAAAGUGAUGAUUACCCCGUGGAAAAAAUACAAGGAAUUAGGGAGGAGAGAAGUGUUAUAUCUAUCUAUUAAAACAGGUUUUAUGGGAACUUUAGCAGAAAUAGCACAAAACUUUCAGAUUUAUGAAGCACUUACAUAUUUUGGACAAAAUUAUGCCUCAUUAGUGUGCAUGAUUAUGCAUCAUCUUCAUGGUAUUGACUGGCUUUUAUGCUGCGGAGGUGAAGGGACUGGCAAAGCUGAUCCAAAUGAGCUACAAUUGCGCUAUUAUUCAACCGCCCUAAUAUCAUGCUCUGCCUAUUAUUCGAUAAUGAUUCGAAAAAAAUUGCAGCACAAUUUAAAUGAGAAUACUGAAAACAUUCGACUAAUUUUUAAUCAAAAUAUCAUUAGUCCUGUUAAGGAAUUGCAGCGAAGUAAACCAGAUGAACUAGAAUAG